This is a messenger RNA of Melopsittacus undulatus (budgerigar), 1617 nucleotides long. RefSeq names its product DNA-directed RNA polymerase II subunit RPB1-like. Lineage: Eukaryota; Metazoa; Chordata; Aves; Psittaciformes; Psittaculidae. Bases 1 to 1617 code for a protein of 538 amino acids. The transcript is spliced from 3 exons. The record is from RefSeq and is a predicted model, not a curated record.
AUGAUCAGCGGCGGCACCGUCAGGGGGGUGCCCCCCCCGCCCCGCAGCCCUCCCGGUCCGACCCCGCCCCCCCGGCACAGCCGCUACAGCACCAGACACAGCAGCUACAGCCCCAGGCACAGCAGCUACAGCACCAGGCACAUCCACUACAGCACCAGACACAGCUGCUACAGCACCAGGCACAGCCGCUACAGAACCAGACACAUCCGCUACAGAACCAGACACAUCCGCUACAGCCCCAGACACAUCCGCUACAGCACCAGGCACAUCCACUACAGCACCAGACACAGCUGCUACAGCACCAGGCACAGCCGCUACAGAACCAGACACAUCCGCUACAGAACCAGACACAGCCGCUACAGCACCAGGCACAGCCGCUACAGAACCAGACACAUCCGCUACAGCACCAGACACAGCAGCUACAGCACCAGGCACAGCCGCUACAGCCCCAGACACAUCCGCUACAGCCCCAGGCACAGCCGCUACAGCCCCAGGCACAGCCGCUACAGCCCCAGGCACAUCCGCUACAGCACGAGACACAGCUGCUACAGCACCAGGCACAGCAGCUACAGCACCAGGCACAGCCGCUACAGCCCCAGGCACAGCCGCUACAGCACCAGGCACAGCCGCUACAGCACCAGGCACAUCCGCUACAGCACCAGACACAGCCGCUACAGCCCCAGGCACAGCAGCUACAGCCCCAGGCACAGCCGCUACAGCACCAGGCACAGCCGCUACAGCACCAGGCACAUCCGCUACAGCACCAGACACAUCCGCUACAGCACCAGACACAUCCGCUACAGCACCAGACACAGCAGCUACAGCCCCAGGCACAGCCGCUACAGCCCCAGGCACAGCCGCUACAGCCCCAGGCACAGCCGCUACAGCCCCAGGUACAUCCACUACAGCCCCAGGUACAUCCGCUACAGCACCAGGCACAGCAGCUACAGCCCCAGGCACAGCCGCUACAGCACCAGGCACAGCCGCUACAGCACCAGGCACAUCCGCUACAGCACCAGACACAUCCGCUACAGCACCAGACACAGCAGCUACAGCACCAGACACAGCCGCUACAGCCGCAGGUACAUCCGCUACAGAACCAGACACAUCCGCUACAGCACCAGGCACAGCAGCUACAGCACCAGACACAUCCGCUACAGCACCAGACACAGCUGCUACAGCACCAGACACAGCUGCUACAGCACCAGACACAGCAGCUACAGCACCAGACACAGCAGCUACAGCACCAGGCACAUCCGUUACAGAACCAGACACAUCCGCUACAGCACCAGGCACAGCCGCUACAGCCCCAGGUACAGCAGCUACAGCCCCAGGCACAGCAGCUACAGCACCAGACACAGCUGCUACAGAACCAGACACAGCUGCUACAGCACCAGACACAGCAGCUACAGCACCAGACACAGCAGCUACAGCACCAGGCACAUCCGCUACAGCACCAGACACAGCUGCUACAGCACCAGGCACAGCUGCUACAGAACCAGACACAGCCGCUACAGCACCAGACACAGCUGCUACAGCACCAGACACAGCAGCUACAGCACCAGGCACAUCCGCUACAGCACCAGGCACAGCCGCUACAGCCCCAGCCCCAGUUAA